AUGGCCUGUAUGCGAGAUGGCUUCACACCAGGAAGAACUCUCGACAAUGGCCGAUUUAUAACAGUCUCACCCCUCAACCAUGGCUCUUUUGGUAUGGUACUGGCCGCCAGGGAUACCAUCACGGGAGAUGACGUCGCAAUCAAAUGCAUCACCAAGCAGAGUGCCGGCACGGCAUCGACAACAUGCCCGGCUGCCAUUGCGAUCGACGACCGCUCCGAAGAGCUUGCCAUUCACUCACGACUUGCGAAUCACCCCAACGUCGUCAACUUGAUUCACCACUUUGAGACGGAGAACCAUCAGUACAUGGUGUUGGAGCUUUGCAACAAUGGCGAUCUCUACGAGGCAAUCCGACUGGGCAAGGGCCCAUUGGAGACCGGACACGUCCGUGACUUUAUGCUGGAGCUUGUGGAUGCCAUCGACUAUCUCCAUUCCAAGGGCGUCUACCACCGCGACAUCAAGCCUGAGAACAUCUUCUUGACGUCGAAUGGAGCCAUGAAGCUUGGUGACUUUGGAUUGGCAACCACCGAUACUUGGUCUACCGAGUUUGCUGUUGGCUCUGACCGGUACAUGGCGCCUGAGCAGUAUGACGCUUCUGUGUAUGGAUAUGGAUACUCGCCCGCGGCUGCCGACAUCUGGGCCAUUGGCAUUGUUCUUCUCAACAUCCUGUUCCAGCGCAACCCGUUCGCGACACCUACACAGAAGGACCCAUUGUUUAACGACUUUGCCCGCGACCGCCAGAGCUUGUUCGAUGUCUUUCCCAACAUGUCGCAGGACACGUACAAUGUCCUCGUCCACUGUCUGGCAUUGGACCCUGCCAACCGAUCACUGGCCGCUGUUCGCGAUGCACUCAAUGCGGUGAUCAGCUUUACGAUUGAUGACGAAUCUCUUGACGACUUUUGCACGGACAACAAUGACCUGGUUCCCAUCAUCGCCACGGCAGCUCGUGAACCACUGCGCACGCCAUCUGUCACUAGCCCUGCACUGCCUGGCGCAGACUCAUUCCCCUGGACCGCCGCGCUUAAGACGCCCCAGAAAGCCAACCGCCAGCUGUCGACCAUCCGCGACGAGGAUAUGGACUUGUUCCCCCAGUCUGCCAACAACUCUGAAUGGCAGUAUGUUGACACCGACGAGGCUUCACUGUCUUCCAAUCUCGACUCUGGCCUCGGCAUGUCGUACAAGUCUACCAAGUCCGCCAAGUCGAUGCAGUCAGCCGUGUCUGUCAAGCCAAAGUCCGGCUUUGUUGGGUCACUUCCAAUCAGCUUCACGCGUCCAUCCAACAAGACGACUCCCUAUGGUUCCAAUGGCUUCUCUAAGAGUUGGAGUGACUUGUGGGAUGAGGAAGAAGAGUUGCAGGAAGAGAUGCAGGAAUGCCAUCCUUUCGAAGAUGCUGGCGACGACAUCGAGCGUGUGAGCACCGCCAAGCCAAGUACGCCUCAACUGCAGAACAUCAAGGACGACGGACGUGGCAGCGUCACACCUCGCCAGGGCUUGAUCGACCUCGACAUCAACGCCCGCUCUGCCAGUCCAAUGAAGAUUCCAGGAUCCGAUGAGAAGCGUACCGACCUGCCAAAAACCAAGUCCAUCUCGAUCCUCGACAAGUGGGCUGCUUUGGGCAACUUCCGUCGUGCCAAGGUCGACAACUCCGCGAGUGCCAGUGCAGCCGCCACGGCGACUGCCACUCCACCCAAGACCAAGUACUCGGACGCUUUUGCCAGCUUUACGCCCUUCAGCAACAAGAAAGCCAAGGCGACUACUCAGCCCAAGCAACGCGAGCGUGCCCCCAGCUGGCGUCCCAACACUGGCAGUCCUCAACGACUUCGGUCCAACUCGUUCAACAACAGCAAAGUGUGGCAAGAAGACAACAACUGGCGCGAGCACAAACCACCCGUGACGAAGACAUCACCCGUACCGGUUCUGCGGUCCAACAAACCCGAGAAGAGUUUCCUUGAUAACGAAUUAGAAGACGGCGAUAUUGAGUGGGUUGGAGGUUGGCGUGACUUUUCUCCGUGA
This is a messenger RNA of Zasmidium cellare ATCC 36951, 2010 nucleotides long. RefSeq lists its product as uncharacterized. Gene Ontology annotation, cellular component: cytoplasm. Lineage: Eukaryota; Fungi; Ascomycota; Dothideomycetes; Mycosphaerellales; Mycosphaerellaceae. The record is from RefSeq and is a predicted model, not a curated record. Bases 1 to 2010 code for a protein of 669 amino acids. The transcript has a single exon. Gene Ontology annotation, biological process: autophagy; peptidyl-serine phosphorylation. Gene Ontology annotation, molecular function: ATP binding; protein serine/threonine kinase activity.